This is a messenger RNA of Racocetra fulgida, 278 nucleotides long. The record is from the annotation of a GenBank genome assembly. NCBI's taxonomy places the organism in Eukaryota, Fungi, Glomeromycota, Glomeromycetes, Diversisporales, Gigasporaceae.
AAGCAUGGAUAAGUGAUUGUGAUUCUCAUAAUGUUGUAUGGAAUCAAGCCAAUCUAGAUUUUACAAGCGAUCAAUCUGAAUGUUUAGUGUUUAGCACUUCAGUAUCACUUUCCAAAUAUUGUUUUCAACUCCAUAUUUAUAAAACUACUCGUUGGGAAGAUGAUAUUGACAAUAGUCAAGACACAUGUUACAAAGUUGAAGGCUAUGAAGCUGGCUGGCAAUUAAGCCAAAUUGAUUGUGGAGAAAUUCCUUCAAACAUAACAUCUUGUAAUGAAUAA